Olea europaea var. sylvestris is the source of this 1473-nucleotide messenger RNA. RefSeq lists its product as uncharacterized. NCBI's taxonomy places the organism in Eukaryota, Viridiplantae, Streptophyta, Magnoliopsida, Lamiales, Oleaceae. The record is from RefSeq and is a predicted model, not a curated record. Bases 1 to 1473 code for a protein of 490 amino acids. The transcript is spliced from 6 exons.
AUGGUCCAGGAAGGCAUAGUUCUUGCCCAUCGAAUUUCACAUAAAAGGAUAGAAGUUGACAAGGCAAAAAUCCAAGUGAUUGAGAAAUUACCUCCACCUAUCUCGGUGAAAGGGAUAAGGAGUUUUUCGGGACAUGCCGAAUUUUAUAGGAGUUUUAUCAAAGACUUCUCGAAGAUUACAAAGCCACUUUGCUCCUUACUAGAGAAGAAUACUCCAUUUAAUUUCUUUCAAGAGUGUCUCCAUGCUUUCAACACUUUUAAAGAGAAACUCAUCACGGCUCCUUUCAUUGUAGCUCCAAAUUGGAAUCUACCAUUUGAACUUAUGUACGAUGCAAGUGAUUAUGCCAUUGGAGUAGUUUUGGAGCAAAUGAGAGAUAAAAUUUUGCAUGUUAUCUACUAUGCUUGCCGGACUUUGAUCGAUGCUCAAUUGAACUACGCUACUACUGAAAAAGAGAUGCUUACAGUAAUGGGAUGGGUCUUUCUUCUACAAGAGUUUGACUUGAAAAUUCGCGAUAAAAAAGGGAUCGAAAAUGUUAUUGCCGAUCAUCUGUCUCGACUUGAGCAACCCGUAGAGGUAGUGGAUGGAGAGAUAAAUGAGGUGUUCCCCGAUGAACAACUCUUGCAAAUUAUGCAUAUUCUACAAGCCACUCAUAUACCAUGGUAUGCAGACCAUGUGAACUUUCUUGCUAGUGGCAGUACUCCAUCGGAUCUUUCUUACCAAGAAAGGACAAGGUUCUUCGCUGAUAUCAAGCGCUAUUUUGGGGAUGAUCAUUUGUUUUUCAAACGGGGUCCGGAUCAAAUUAUUCGAAAAUGUGUACCAGAAGAAGAAAUGGAGCAAAUUCUUGAACAAUGUCAUUCUUCUCCCUAUGGUGGUCACUUUGGGGCCAUUAAAACCGCAUCAAAGGUACUUCAAUCCGAUUUUUAUUGGCCUAGUUAUUCAAAGAUGCUCAUACUCUUGUCUUCAAAUGCGACAAAUGCCAACGCAAUGUGGGUAGAAGCGGUGGCUGUGCCCACUAAUGAUGCUCGGGUGAUAGUGAACUUUUUAAAGAAAAAAUAUCUUCUCUCGCUAUGUGGCCAAGUUGAGAUCUCAAAUAGGGAGUUAAAGAGGAUUCUUGAAUUGACAGUGGGUGCCUCUAAAAAAGAUUGGUCCAAGAAAUUGGAUAAUGCAUUAUGGGCUUACUGUACCGCUUUCAAAAUACCCAUUAGGCAACAAGUUCUUCUUUACAAUUCUCAACUCCGAUUGUUCCCUGGGAAGCUCCGCUCAAGAUGGUUGGGUCCUUUCACUAUCGCUAAAAUUUUUCCACAUGGAGCGGUUGAACUUCAUCAUGAGGAAAAGGGAAAUUUCAAAGUUAACGGGCAACUGUUGAAACCAUACUUUGGAGGUGAUUUUUCUAAGAUAACUAGUGGGUUUGAAUUUCUUAGUAUAAACUUGAAUAUGGAAUCACUCAUUAGUGCAGAAUCAUCACAUGAAUAG